AUGAGAGGGAAAAACAGAAAAACAUCACUGUCAGAUACCACUGAAAUCUCCAUUUUGGGCACUGCUCCUCUGCUGCUGCUAAGAUUGCAUCAACGGGCUCUGGAGGGAGCCCACAGCUGCUGCUCUGCAGAUGGGAGCGUAGGAUUUGCAACAUGGGGCCCAAGAGAGACAAGGAGGAUGGCAAGCAGAAGGUCUCAGCACUCUUCCAAUCUUCAAGACUGGUCCUUCCAACGUUCCUCUGCAGCGAACCAAGACGACACUGGGCAACCCUUUAAAAUGUUUAUUUGGACCAGUGGCCGGAACUCUACAGAUUACAAACAGGAUGAGAAAAGAAAUAUUUACCAAAAAAUCAGGGAUCACGAUCUACUGGACAAAAAGAAAACAGUCACAGCCCUAAAAGCUGGAGAAGACCGGGCCAUACUCCUGGGGCUGGCCAUGAUGGUGUGCUCUAUCAUGAUGUACUUCCUCCUGGGAAUCACCCUCCUGCGGUCCUACAUGCAAAGUGUCUGGACAGAAGAGGCUCAGUGCUCACUUCUCAAUGCAUCCAUCACAGAAACCUUCAACUGCUCAUUUAGCUGUGGUCCAGACUGCUGGAAAAUCUCUCAGUACCCCUGCCUCCAGGUGUAUGUUAAUCUCACCUCUUCUGGCCAGAAGCUUCUGCUCUACCACACUGAGGAAACAAUGAAAAUUAAUUCUGAGUGUUCCUACAUACCCAAGUGUGGAAAGAAUUACGAGGAGUCCAUGUCACUGGUGAACGUUGUGAUGGAAAACUUCAGAAAGUACCAACGCUUCUCCUGCUUCUAUGACCCUGAAGGUGUUCAGAAGAAUGUGAUAUUAACCAAACUGUACAGCUCCAAUGUGCUGUUCCACUCCCUCUUCUGGCCCACCUGCAUGAUGAUUGGGGGAGUGGCCAUCGUUGCAAUGGUAAAGCUGACUCAGUACCUUUCCCUCAUCUGUGAGAGCAUCCAAAGGAUCAGCAGAUAAAAACAAAAAAACUUCUCUGAAUUUCCGUGCAGCGAAAAUACUGUUUUCUCAUUCUUCACCAAAGAACCUUAAGUUUGUAAUGUGCAAGUCUGUUAUAAGUUCCUUACUAUAUUCUUAUAAGUAGAGCAAUAAUGCAAAAGCUGUUCUAUAUGCAAACAUGAUGUUAUAAUUAUGCAGACAACUGAAAAAAUACUGUUUUGUGUUGACUGUCUAUAUGAUCUUGUUUUAUGCUGACACUAGUACUACUUUCUCUUCUACAGCCAAAAUAGGGCUCAGUGUGACCAUUUGCCAGGCUUACUCACUUGACAUUCUUAAUGUAAAGGAUUCUGGGGGAAAUUCACCACUGGACAAAAGGCAGCCAACCUCUUGCACAUCACUGAGAUCUCACAUCUGGCUCAGUCCAUUCAAUAGAUUUGUGGCUUUGCUUAUUUAUUGUUGGUUACAGGAGGGGAAAAAGAAAAAAAAAAAGAUUUGAUAAGAGGCUUUCAUGGCAAGAUGGCACAAAAGGGAUGUAUUGAGGCCAGGAUAAGCAUAGAGUAUUUCAGUAUUUUCAGUCUAAGCAGGACAUUGUGAUGCUUUGUGUUUGAUCUCCCAGUUCAGAAGUAAAUUUUACCCUAGAGUAUUUAAGGUCUUUUGGAAAAUACUUCGUAGUUUUAUUUUACUUAGUGUUAUAGUUUCCUUCUGUCUUAUCAACAUCAUCUUUGUCACUUGCAGAAGCUGUAGCCAAAAAAAAAUCACCUUUUCCAUUUGCUAUUUCAUUCCGAGCCCUAUUGAUGGAGAUGGGACCAGAAUACCUUAAGUAAAGGUUUAUGACUCAUUUGUCUUGUAUUUGCUACCAUAUCACUGUAAAGAAAAAAAUAACACAAUCUGCUAUUUUUU
Messenger RNA from Calypte anna (Anna's hummingbird), 1863 nucleotides. RefSeq names its product potassium calcium-activated channel subfamily M regulatory beta subunit 2 (gene KCNMB2). The transcript is spliced from 6 exons. Bases 1 to 984 code for a protein of 327 amino acids. Gene Ontology annotation, molecular function: calcium-activated potassium channel activity; potassium channel regulator activity. The record is from RefSeq and is a predicted model, not a curated record. Gene Ontology annotation, biological process: potassium ion transport; detection of calcium ion. Gene Ontology annotation, cellular component: voltage-gated potassium channel complex; membrane. Lineage: Eukaryota; Metazoa; Chordata; Aves; Apodiformes; Trochilidae.